Messenger RNA from Prunus persica (peach), 2115 nucleotides. RefSeq lists its product as uncharacterized. Gene Ontology annotation, biological process: DNA integration. The transcript has a single exon. NCBI's taxonomy places the organism in Eukaryota, Viridiplantae, Streptophyta, Magnoliopsida, Rosales, Rosaceae. The record is from RefSeq and is a predicted model, not a curated record. Gene Ontology annotation, molecular function: nucleic acid binding; RNA-DNA hybrid ribonuclease activity. Bases 1 to 2115 code for a protein of 704 amino acids.
AUGUUCGGCAUACUGAAAGAUUACCGGAUGAGGCUGAACCCGAUGAAAUGCCCCUUCGGUGUAUCUUCCGGGAAGUUCCUCGGAUUCAUAAUUAGUCACAGGGGUAUAGAGGCGAAUCCCGAAAAAAUAAAAGCCAUCAUCGACAUGGAGAGACCAAAGACGACAAAGGACAUUCAAAGCCUUACCGGACAAGUGGCUGCCUUGACUCGCUUUAUAUCAAAGGCUACCGACAAGUGUGUACCGUUCUUUAAAGCCUUGAAAGGGGGCAAACGGAAUAUCAUAUGGACUGCCGAAUGUGAUCAAGCGUUUCAAGACUUAAAAGACUACAUGGGCAAAGCACCCCUUCUGUCAAAACCACUACCUGGGGAGACUCUCUAUCUAUACCUUUCGGUAUCUAGCACUGCCGUCAGUUCGGUAUUGAUCCGAAAACCAGAGAGGGCAGAGCUACCGAUUUUCUAUGUCAGUAAGGCACUCCAGAGCGUUGAACUUCGGUAUCCCCCAUUGGAGCAGCUUGCACUAGCCCUGGUAGUCUCGGCACGAAGACUUCGGCCGUACUUCCAAGCACACGAGAUCAAAGUCCUGACUAAUCAACCGUUUCGGCAAGUGCUCCAAAAAUCGGAGACUUCUGGCCGAUUGAUCAAGUGGGCGAUUGAACUCGGAGAAUUCGAUAUACAAUUCAUGCCAAGGCCCGCCGAAAAGGGUCAAGCCAUUGCCGAUUUCAUCUCUGAGCUCACCCCAUCAACGACACAGGAAAUAUCCGAGCCAGUUACUGAAAUCGGAACGCCGAUGGAAGUAGACACCGAACGAUUCGACACCUUAAAUCCCGUAUGGAUUCUGCACGUCGAUGGCUCGGCAAACCAACAAGGGUGCGGAGCAGGCUUGGUACUGACAACACCGGAGGGACUCAAGAUCGAGUACGCCCUCCGAUUCAACUUCCGAACCUUCAACAAUGAAGCAGAAUAUGAGGCUCUCUUGGCCGGCCUUCGGCUAGCCAAGAGCAUGAAUGCAAAGCAAAUCAGGAUUCACAGUGACUCCCAGCUCAUUGUGAACCAGGUAACGGCAGACUUCGUGGCCAGAGACGCCUCCAUGAACGCCUACCUUUCGUCUACCCACCAGCUGCUCCAGAGCUUCCGAGCCUAUGAGAUUAAGCAGAUCCCCAGAAGCAAAAACAGCCAUGCCGAUGCAUUGGCACAGCUAGCUUCGGCAAUCAAUGAUAAGGUCGGAAGAAGGGUGCCGGUGGAAAUUCUCGCCCGACCGAGCACGGUUGCAGACGAAAUAUGUACUGUUCGGUAUGAAGAUACGUGGAUGUCUCCUAUCUACUCGUACCUGGCCAACAACACCCUUCCAAAAGACAAGGCCCAGGCCCGAAAGCUUAGGUACCGAUCGGCAAGGUACACCGUCAUCAACGACGUCCUUUACAAACGUGGUUACUCAACUCCAUAUCUCAAGUGCCUAACGGCAGAACAGGGGGGCUACGUCCUCCGGGAGAUACACAAUGGGGUAUGCGGCGACCAUUCCGGGUCCUGCUCACUCGCACACAAAGCCUUUCGGCAGGGAUACUUUUGGCCGACCAUGCACCAAGACGCCAGUUCGCUAGUGAAGAAAUGUGAUAAAUGUCAGCGCUUCGGCAACAUACAGCAUAUUCCCGCCGAACCCCUGACACCGAUCGUGAGUCCCUGGCCUUUCGCACAAUGGGGUUAUCCGAUCGUGAGUCCAAUGCCGCAAGGUAAAGGCCAGGUGAAAUACGCUGUGGUUGCCGUUGACUACUUCACCAAAUGGGUAGAAGCCGAACCUCUUGCAACCAUAACGGCAGUAAGGGUAGAAGACUUUGUCUGGACUCACAUUUGUUGCCGCUUCGGUAUCCCAUAUGCAGUCAUUACCGACAACGGCAGGCAGUUCGAUUCGGAGCUCUUCAGGCAAUUUUGCACCCGCCUGAAAAUCAACUUGUUGUUCGCAUCACCAGCGCAUCCCCAGUCAAACGGCCAGGUAGAAGCAAUCAACAAAAUCAUCAAGAAACUGCUGAAACGGCAGCUGGACAAGGCCAAAGGAGCCUGGCCAGAAAAGCUUCCCGAGGCGCUCUGGGCCAUUCAGACCUCCUACCAAACGUCCACGUGA